Molecule: messenger RNA, 584 nt
Organism: Racocetra persica
Lineage: Eukaryota; Fungi; Glomeromycota; Glomeromycetes; Diversisporales; Gigasporaceae
Source: the annotation of a GenBank genome assembly
AUGAAAAUUUUGAAGUUUUACAUCAGUAUGAAAGAGAUCCAGAAUUAAAUAAUAAUUAUACUUUGGGUAAAAAUCCUGAACUUUCACACUAUCGACAGAAUAAUGAAGAUAAUAUAUUAGAUAUAUUAAAAUUUAGAGGUCCUAAACUUUUGUUGUAUCAUCAGCAGAAUAACAGAGAUAGUACUUCAGUGUCAAUAUUUUGGUGGAAUAACAGAGAUACUUCGGCAUGGAACCCUUAUACUAUCAAUAUGAAAAUAGCAUCAACAUGUCAGCAAAAUAACAAAAAUGAUAUUUCAGAUGAAAGCAUGGAACCCUUAUACUAUCAACAUGAAAAUAGUACCAACAUGUCAGAUAGAGGCCCUGAAUUUUCGUACCAUCAGCAAAAUAGUAGAAAUAGUACUUCGGAUAAAAGCCUGACACCUUCAUGUUACCAGCAACCAAAUAAUGAUGAUAAUAUUUUUGAUGCAAGCUUUGAACUACUAUACCAUCCACCUGAUUAUAAUAAUAUCAUUUCAGGUAAAGACUCGGGACCAUUACAACAGCAAUUAGUUAAUGUUAAUGGUGGCAGCAUUUUAAACAAGUUC